CAUAUAUACUUUCAGGAUGUUUGAGAGUGGUUUCAGACCUCCAGGAGUUAUAUUGCAAAAUCUAGUUUUUUGAGGUUUUUCAGUUUCCAGACUUAGUCAAAUUUUAGGAUCAGGACAUUCCAGACUUAGCCAAAUUUCAGGAUCAGGACCUCACUCAAGCCGGACUUGCUACCCUAUUGAUCUCCCCGACAACACUCAAAAUGCAAAGGCCAACUAACAAAACCCUAAAAAACCUAAAGAACAAACCCUAAAAAGCAAAAAAGCAAGGGUCCCCAUUUGCAAUGGGGCGAUGUGUGAAAACGUCACAACACAAAGUAGCAGACUGUUUGAGCAGGUCUCCGAUUGCAGCUAUAAGUAUGGUAUUGGACUCAUGUGGUCAUCAAAUUGAAGCCUGGGCUUUCUUGUAUGAUAAUGAUGUUGAAUUCGCAGAUGUUUAUAAUCAAUUGGUGAAGGGACAUCAAGUGAAUGACUUCUAUUUGCAGGAUGGAAUGCUUUGUCACCUUGGCCAAAUCUGUGUGCCCAAUGUAGAACGCAAAAAUCUGAUAUGGGAAGCUCACUAUAGUAAGGUUGCUGGUCAUUUUGGCAUAGGUAAGACUACUGCUAUACUUUAGAGGUAUUUUUAUUGGCCAAAGUUGAGAAAUGAUGUCAUUUCAUAUAUUCAAGCUUGUACCGCAUGUGCUAUUGCUAAGCUUGCCAAUUGUAAACUUGGACUGUAUUCAUCUCUUCCUGUUCCUGAAAAACCUUGGCAUUCUCUAUGGACUUUAUGUCUGGUCUUCCUACCACCAAAAGAGGCCACGAUUGUGUGUAUGUUGUGGUAGAUAGGUUCUCAAAAAUGGCAGUAAUAGUGGCUUGUAAAAAAACAAUUUCUGCAGAGGACACUGCAAAGAUUUUCUUUGAACACAUUUGGGUCCAUUUUGGUCUACUGAAUACCAUUAUCUCAGAUAGGGACAACAGGUUUCUUAGUAAGUUCUGGUCUACAUUAUGGGAAAAGAUGGACAUAAAAUAAACAAAGUCUACUGCUUUCCAUCCUCAAACAGAUGGCCAAACAGAGGUAGUGAAUCGGAUGAUCAUUCACAUCCUAUGCAUGUAUCACUCAAAACAUCCCCGCCAGAGAAACGAAAAUCGCCUAAACUUGCCUGGACUCGGCGAGUCCGAGUGCGAGUCACCCUCGCCGAGUCCUGGGGACUCGGACUCGGACUCGGCCGAGUCCAGGCGCCAGACUCGCCAGACUCGCCGAGUUUGGCGAGUUUGGCCGAGUCCCGUGCCUGGGACUUGGCCGGCGGCGAUGUGAAAGAUAAGUUAAAAAAAAAACAAUUUUAAAUGGUUUUUUUGACUCUUUUUUUUUGUGUUAUUUUUGUUUUAUACCUAAAAGUGACUUUCAUUUCAUUCAUUUGCAAAAAUAGGAGGAGUAAAGUGAGAUAAAAAGAAUAACAAGGGUGCAUUGAAGAAAAACCAGCAAGGAAGAUUUCUUCAAUUUCUUCAAUUUUCUUCAAGAGUUCUAAGAGGUAAGUUGGUAACAUUGUUUUUUUGAGAUUUUUUUGUUUCUUAUAUGCAAAAAUUCAUUUUUCUAUUCUUUUUUUUUUGAAAGUUUUACAUUUUAUUCCAAAAUCUUUUCUAUGUUACUAUGUAGGCCCAGGGUUUGUAAUUUUAUUUUUUUUAAAGUAGGGUUUGACAAACCCUACAAUUUAAAAAAAAUAAAAUUGCAAACCCUAGUUACCCUACUUUAGCUUUUUUGAAAAAAAUGUUCAAUGAGAAUGAAAUUAUGAAUGCACAACAUAGAAUGAAUGUCUUAAUUUAUUUUUGCAUUUGUAAUGUUUUAUUGCAGCAACCUUCACAUUCUUAUUUGCCUCAAGUUUCACAAAACAAUCAUACAAUGUCCUCUUCUAGACCUCCCAUUAGAAAGGACCCUGCUUGGAAAUAUCAUGAGGAUUUUCCAGGGCAAAGAAAAGGGCAAACAAAGUGUAUAUUUUGCAAAACAAUAUUCCAUGGAGGCAUAUAUAGAUUGAAAUACCAUAUUGCUGGUGUGCGUGGGCAUGAUGCCGACCCAUGCACAAAAGCAGUCACUGAGGCCGUACGUGAUUGCUAUGUAAUGGUUGAAGAAAUUGAAAGGAAAAGGAAAGAAAAAGAGGAUCUCACAGUCAUUGGGAGACAUGCACCUUUAGGAACAGGGACACAAUUAGGUUGUGUUGGAGGGCCUUCUUCCUUACCUUCAUAUCGUCCCACUCAUUUUGCUACUACUCAUGCUUCCGGUUCUGCUUCUAUAAGUGCCAGUGCUAGUGCCAGUGCCUCUGCCCCUUCUCAUGUUCCUAGCACUGGCAGUGGUAGUGGGAAUGUUAGCAUUGGACCUAGGAUUCGUAAAUCUAGGUUGGAUACCUUUUUUGCACCUCGCACUACUCCUGGGUCCCAACAGUCACUUGAGAGCAUGGGUUGGAACAAGGAGGUCCAUGAUGCUGCUAAAAUGGCAGUUGGCAGAUUUUGGAUCUAUGGCAGUAUUCCAUUCUUCACAGCCAGGUCACCUUAUUGGCAAGAAAUGGUUGAUGCCCUUACCAUUUGUGGGGCGGGAUUCAAAGCCCCUUCUGAGUUUGAUUUGAGCGGACCCAUUUUGACUGAAUUGGUGAAUGAUGUGAAGAAAGAAUUGGGUGAUCAACGCCAAAUAUGGAGCACUAAAGGUUGCACCAUCAUGACUGAUGGUUGGACAGACAGGAGAAAUAGAACUCUCCUUAAUUUUCUUGUUUCUUCCGCAGGGGGCACCGUUUUCAUCAAGUCUAUUGAUGCCUCCGCCCAUUGCAAGAAUGCCACCUACCUAUGUGAGCAGAUAGAGGAGGUGAUUAAUGAGGUGGGUGAAGAGAACAUGGUACAGGUGGUGACUGACAAUGCACCAAAUUAUGUUGCUGCAGGUAAACUUUUGAUUACAAACUAAUUUUGUUUGCAAAUUAAUUUCUAUUUUGUAACCUCAUUAAUUACAAUGCAACAAAUUAUGUUGUUGCAGGCAGACUCUUGAUGGAGAGGCACCCAUCUAUAGUUUGGACUCCAUGUGCCGCCCAUUGCAUUGACCUCAUGUUAGAGGAUAUUGGAAAACUUCCAUGGGUCAAGACAUGUGUAGAAAA
This is a messenger RNA of Cryptomeria japonica (Japanese cedar), 3107 nucleotides long. RefSeq lists its product as uncharacterized. The coding region runs from base 1742 to 2920 and encodes 392 amino acids. NCBI's taxonomy places the organism in Eukaryota, Viridiplantae, Streptophyta, Pinopsida, Cupressales, Cupressaceae. Gene Ontology annotation, molecular function: DNA binding. The transcript is spliced from 3 exons. The record is from RefSeq and is a predicted model, not a curated record.